Messenger RNA from Beta vulgaris subsp. vulgaris (sugar beet), 2066 nucleotides. Its product is annotated as ALBINO3-like protein 2, chloroplastic. Gene Ontology annotation, cellular component: mitochondrial inner membrane. Lineage: Eukaryota; Viridiplantae; Streptophyta; Magnoliopsida; Caryophyllales; Amaranthaceae. The record is from RefSeq and is a predicted model, not a curated record. Bases 114 to 1757 code for a protein of 547 amino acids. Gene Ontology annotation, molecular function: protein binding; membrane insertase activity. Gene Ontology annotation, biological process: mitochondrial respiratory chain complex IV assembly; protein insertion into mitochondrial inner membrane from matrix. The transcript is spliced from 14 exons.
AGUUCGGACUAUUUUAAGCAAAAAUCACCGGCAAAAAAUCAAAACCCAAACAUCUGUAUUAACUGUAUUUCCACAAAUGUUCAUUCCACACUUUAAACUCAAUUAAACCAGUAAUGGCAGCGUCGAGGCUCAUCUCCGCCAACCUCCGCCGCACCCAAUUCUCUCUCCUCCACCCCUUCCUUUUCUCUCUCUCCUCAUCUCCACACAAUUCUCCGCCAUUGUCAACCACCUCAAACUUCACUCUCCCCUUCUUCUAUCCCUCCACAACGUCGUUUCGGUACUUCUCAUCUCAACCAUCUGAUUCUGACUUCACUCAUCAACUCAACUCAGUCACCGAGUCGGAGCUCCGAAGCUUAGGGUUUAUCGACGGUUCUCAGGUUUCCAAUGAUGCGAGCAGCCUUCUAGAUGAUUCUAUUCUUCCGAUUGGUUAUAUUGUCUCCUUGCUCGAUGGUUACCAUAGCCUCACUUCUCUUCCUUGGUGGAUAGUAAUUGCAUCAUCAACUGUCGUUAUGAGGAUUACAUUAUUUCCAUGGCUAGUGUUGCAGCUUCACAAGUUAAAAAAGAUCGGCGAGGUGUUUCCAAAAUUGCCUCCUCCAUUCCCGCCACCUUUCUCAGGAAGGAGUUUCAUCAACCAGUUCUCUCUUUUUCAGAGGGAAAAACGAGCACUUGGAUGCCCUUCGUUUUUAUGGUUUUUGGCAUCAUAUACAGUUCAGCUCCCGUGCUUUAUCUUGUGCAUGGCUAGCAUACGGAGAAUGUCAUUGGAUCAUUAUCCAGGAUUUGAUACUGGAGGAAUACUGUGGUUUCAGAAUUUGACUGAAGUAUCAAGUGGUCCUUUUGGGCCCAUCCUUCCUAUACUUGUCGCUGGUUUGCAUUUUUGUAAUAUCCAGAUUGUUUUUAGGUCCUCUUUCGCUGCAGAAGAAGAAGAGAAAGGAAUUCUGCAAUUGCUAGCCAAAUGGUACAGGAAGUAUUUGGAACUGCUAACGUUGCCUAUUCUAUUCAUAGGAUUUCAUAUACCCCAGGGAAGCCUUGUCUAUUGGGUGACAAAUAGUUCUCUAACCUUCAUUCAGCAACUCUGUCUUCAACACCCUGUCAUUCGCCAAAAAUUGGGAUUAGCUCUAAAUGUGGUUGCUGAUCAUGAAGAGAAUAAAAGUGGAUCAGCACUUCCUGAUGCUCCAAGGAAAUGUGGACCAGUCUCUGCACACAAAUUAUCUUCUCUAGAACUCGUUGAUCUUUCAGUUUCCUACCUGUCAGCAGGGAGAAUCAAUAGAGCCCUUCCAUUGCUGAGACUGGCACUUGACAAGGAUCCUGAGUGCUAUAAAGCUUGGGCCGUAAUGGGACAUACUAUGCUACAACAGAAAGACUAUGAAAAAGCUGCUGAACAUCUGGAAUGUGCUAUCUCAAAGAUCUCUCUUGGGGAACCUACUGAUGCUGAGGCAAUUGAUUUUCUCAUACAAGCGUCUAUGUCAGCUGGUGCUGCAUAUUAUCGGCAGGGCAAAAUAGCUGAAUCAUUUGCACACUUUGAAAGAUUGCGGGACAUCAAAGUGCCAGAAGACCCUGUGGCAAAAGCUCGUUACUAUGAAGGAAUAAUGGUGUUUGCCAGUUUCUUACUCAACGAGGGUCGUAAAGAUGAAGCUGCCAAAUAUUCGCGCAUGGCCAGCGCCUAUGAUCCUCAAUAUAGUUUGUAUUUGGAAGAUUCAGAAAAGGAUACUGAAAAUUUUGUUGGUGAUCUGACCAGCAGCCGGAGAGCAGACUAUUGAACUACUCUUACAAGAAGCAUACAAAAUUUUGAAUAAAUUUUUCCAUUUUUUUCAGUAUAAUUUAUUUUCAUGAGAACAAUCUCAGCAAUUUUGAGCUUGUAUAUAUACAUGUAAUUACAUCCAGAAAGGUACUCAUUUUGUAUUAGGAAAUUUGCUUUAUUUUCAAGAAAUAUGGUAGGUAGAUUGCAGUUUGACAGCAAAAGCCUAAGAUGAAUAACGGCAUGUAAUUCUUUUGUAACAAUUAUACGCAAGGCAUAUUGUAUCCUUAUUGCAUAUUUUCGAAACCAAACAGACCAACUUCAUACUGAC